CUGAAGAGCGCCACGUCAGUGACCGCCGUGGAAAAAGAUCAGAAAUCACGAAUAAAAAAUUCACCCCGUUGUUCUCUGUUUCAACCACCGGUAUUCCACUUUCCCGUUAACCUCUGCUCUCCCUUUCCAUCGAAACCCUAACGGCACCUGAGAUUUCCUGAAGAGAUAUGCGAAUUUCCGCAGUCGUAGCCGACGUACUGGUGGCUCUGCCGUCUCCUUGCGGCUUCAAGUCGCCGGAAUUCAAGCAUUCAAACUCGUUCUCCGAUUCCAAGUUCUGUCUUUCUUCUGGAUUCUUCAGAAGCUCUCCUUCCCAUUCCAUUACUAAGCUAGGAACUGGAUUGGAUUAUAAGUCCCAGUCAAGAUCCUUAGUAGUGAGAGCAUCGAGUAGUUCAAGUGGUGAUUUGGCACCGGUUGCUCCUGUUCAGUUUGAUUCUCCAGUUGGCCAGCUGUUAGCACAGAUACUGCAAUCCCAUCCACAUCUUCUCCCUGCAGCCAUUGAUCAGCAGCUUGAGAACCUUCAAGCUGAAAGAGAUGCCCAGAGAGAAGAAAUGCAACCUUCAUCACAGCAAGAUCUCCUCCUCUACAAGAGAAUAGCUGAAGUCAAAGAGAAGGAAAGACAGAAGAUAUUGGAGGAGAUAAUGUACUGUUUGGUUGUAGAGAAAUUCGUAGACAAAGAAAUUGCAAUGAUCCCAAAGGUAUUAGCUACCUCAGACCCUACCAGCAGGGUGGACUUCUGGCCAAACCAAGAACUGAAACUGGAGUCCGUCCAUUCCCCAGAAGCAUUCGAGAUGAUACAGAGCCACCUAUCCAUUGUUCUCGGGGAGCGCUUUGUGGGACCACUAGAUUCCAUUGUCCAGAUCAGUAAAAUCAAACUUGGAAAAUUAUACGCUGCUUCUAUCAUGUACGGUUAUUUCUUGAAGCGGGUCGAUCAGAGGUUUCAACUCGAGAGAUCGAUGAACACCCUACCUAAGGGUUUCGAACAAGAGCAGAUUAAGUUUGAGGAUCCAAAACCCGGAAUUCGGCUGUGGGACCCUGAUUCAUUGAUACGUAUUCUACCGGACGAUGGUGAUGGAGGGGACCCCACUUCCUCUGAUGAGGGUAAGGGAUACAGGCUGAGAUCCUAUGUGAUGUAUUUAGAUGCGGAGACACUCCAGAGAUACGCAACUGUAAGAUCCAAGGAAGCGAUUUCUUUGAUCGAGAAGCAGACUCAGGCCUUGUUUGGAAGGCCGGAUAUCAGGAUUUCUACAGACGGCUCACUUGAUACAUCUAAUGACGAAGUCAUUGCUAUUACUUUCUCUGGGCUGACGAUGCUGGUUUUGGAGGCUGUUGCAUUUGGAUCGUUUCUUUGGGAUGCUGAAAGCUAUGUCGAAUCCAAAUGCCACUUUCUUAAAAGCUAGGCCAAGCGUUAGUCACGAGAUUUGAUGUUCUUUCAGCUUUGUGGAUUGUAUUGCUUGUUAAAAAAAACCUGUUAUUUGAUAAUUACUGAAUGUAAAUAGGGCUAGUUUGGACGGGAGGAAUGUUGAGGGGAAUGUGAAUGAGGUCAAACAUUCCAAACCUUGGGGGCCAUUGGAGAGUUUGCUCGGUUGAUAAUUUCGCGGUAUCAAAAUUAGUUGAGGUUCGCGAGCUAGCCUAAACAUCUGAUUAAAAAAAAUGAGUACUCUACGUUGACUUCACAAA
Molecule: messenger RNA, 1677 nt
Organism: Rhododendron vialii
Lineage: Eukaryota; Viridiplantae; Streptophyta; Magnoliopsida; Ericales; Ericaceae
Product: UV-B-induced protein At3g17800, chloroplastic
Exons: 3
Coding region: 168-1397 (409 amino acids)
Source: RefSeq, a predicted model, not a curated record